AGCGUCUCUGUCUGUAAACAAAGGGCGAGGCAGCCCGCUGUGACGCUUCGGGCCCCUUUCGCUUUGCCUUCUCGCCUCCUCCUCCUCCUCCUCCUCGGAGUCCGUAGGCUUUGCAGUCGCAGUGGGCAGAGAAAAGGCGAACCUUUGCACAGCCACCUUCUCCCCAAAGUAUCAUUGUAGGCACAAUCAUGGAAAUGGAAUGUGUAUAUGCAUAUAAAUGUUAAUUAUUUUCUACCAUUGGAAGAACAGAAGUAAAUGGAGUGUGAAAAACCAUCUGUGGUAAGCACAAGACUCUAAAUCUGUACCACCACCUCCAGCAUAUUCUGGUCCUGGCUAUCCACCUGCCCAAGCCCAGUAUGGAUUUGCUCAAUACGUACCUGGACCUGCUAUUCCAGGUCAGCCAGUGUCUAAUGAAAGUGUCACAGUCCAAGGUCAGUUGAUUACACCUACGCCAAUAAUUUGGAUGCCAGCACCACCUCCAAUUCCUAAAUGCCCACCAGGAUUGGACUAUUUGGGCCAGGUUGAUAAGAUAUCAAUUCAGCAGCAGAUUGAGCUGAUGGAAAUGAUAAGUGGCUAUGAAACUAGUAACAGAUAUGAAAUCAAAAACUCUAUGGGACAGUGGCUUUACUUUGCAGCUGAGGAAAAUGAUGACUUCACUUUGAAUAUGUAUGGAGCAUUGCGAUCAUUCACUAUAAAACUCUUUGACAGCAGAAACCAACCAGUCAUGCAGUUGUCGAGAGCAUUUCACUGUUCCAUUUGCUGCUGCCCAUGUGUUUGCUGCUUACAAGAGCUGGAAGUUCAGGCCCCACCAGGCACAGUCAUUGGAUACGUUAAGCAGAAGUGGCACCCCUGUCUGCCUAAAUUUGCCAUCCAAAAUGAAGCCAGAGAAAAUGUGCUUAAAAUGACUGGUCCUUGUGUUCCAUGCCGCUGUUAUGCAGAUAUUCAUUUUGAGGUGAAGGCACUGGAUGAAAUAGCCACAGUUGGAACCAUUUCAAGACAGUGGGGAGGAUGGGCAAGAGAAGCUGCUUCAGAUGCUAGCAACUUUCAAGUCCAAUUUCCAAUGGAUCUUGAUAUUAAAAUGAAAGCAAUCAUCCUUGGGUCUUGCUUUCUCCUGGACUUCAUGUUUUUUGAAAGGAGUGGAAACAGGAACAGACAAAGGAGGACAACUGGGAUGCACGGUGCUCACAGACAUCAUGGUGUUCAUGCACAGCAUAGACAUCGCAGGCGUUAAUUCUGACCAAGUUUGUUUUAUGAGUACUUCAAUGUGUUCAUAUUAUUCUGUGGCAUUAUAUAAGUACCAUUUCUUUAAAAGGGCUUAUUGUUAAGCUGUAUAAAUAUGGCUGCAGUUCUUAAUGCCACUUCUAUCAUAAAGUUUCUCAUAAUUCAUCACAAAUAACUCAACAGUGCAAAUUAUAAACGUAUCGGCACAGUUUAUUCAUAAAGUAUAUGAAUUAUAUUAAUAUUAACUGACUGCAAAAGAGAGGGGGGCAAAAUCUGAUGCUUUGUUUACCACUAUUGUUUUCAUCUGUGUUAAAAAGAUUUGAAGGAGAGUUGUUACAUGCUUUCAAGUUGAUGAUGAUUUGUAGCAAUCUGAAAGCAUUUUUAAUUUUUUUUCUAUAAGACUUGUUCAGAAGAAGGUUCCCACUGAUUUCUUCUGAGGAUGCAAGAAUGUGAUUUGCAUAAAGAUACUAGAUGAACAUCCAUGGUCAAGCAGGGAUUCAGACUCUUAUCUUCUAGUGUGUGAUUCAUUCACUCAAGCUACCACACCAAAGUAGCUCUUGGUACUUUUUCGUGUCAGGAGUGACUUGAGAAACUGCAAGUUGCUUCUGGUGUGAGAGAAUUGGCUGUCUGCAAGGACUUUGCCUAGGGCUUGCCUGGAUGUUUGAUGUUUUACCAUCCUUGUGGGAGGCUUCUCUCUGUCCUUGCAUUGAGAGCUGGAGCUGAUAGAGGGAGCUCAACCUGGUCUCCCUAAAUUCAAACCACUGACCUAUCGUUCAGCAGUUCUGCUGGCACAAGGGUUUAACUGGGGGCUCCUAACUAUCUAAGAUGAAUUUAGACUGUGGGAAACUGAAACAUGGUCAUUAAUCAACUAUCUAAGAUGAAUGACCAUGUUUCAAUUUCCCACAGCCUAAAUUGUUAGUGCCAUCUAAACAGACCCAAUUAAUCGAUGAAUAACCAAAUAAACCAAUGGGUUUACUCUUGGUGGAAAUGGCUUUAAGAUUUAUUAUCCUAUAUAACUAUUUUUGCCACUUCUAUCAUGAUUCUGUUUUAACUAACUUGUUUUAACUAUUACAUUCAAUGGUAGUUUUGUUGAAUAUUUCUUCUGUCAUACUAAAAUGACUGACACAUAAAGCAAAUGGCAAGGAUACUGCUUAGGCUUUGAGCAAUUAAUUUAAAGAAAUAAAUAACACAUUCCAGUGAAACAGAUUUGCAACAUGCAAGGUAUGUCUCUAAUUGUAGUACAUUUUCAUAUUUGGAUUGUCUUUCUAGAUUUGAGUGUGUAAAACAGCUGCUGGCAUAGAGAAAAGGAAUAAACAGCAGUUCUGUAUUCAAGACUGUAAGGAAAGGGUUGAACCAUGAUAGUUUGCAGUGUCACAGGUAGGGAAAACUGGAGUGUGUACAACUCAUUAUUAAAUACUAGGCUUUUCAUACUACUUCAGUUGCUUGAAAAUGAUACAAAUAAGACUGAAAAGUCUCUUGGAAUUUCUCCCCAAAAUCUCUGCAACACUAUUCAUGCUCUAGUAAUGAUUAACACCCAAUAAACAUAUUAGAGCUUAAGGACUGGCUCUUUCAAUAGGAAAAAUUACUUGCUUUAAACAGCAAGUGAUGAUUUAAAUAGCAAACCAACAUUUUCAGGAGGAAUAUAAGAGGUUUCUCAAGAGUACUUUUAAAAGUGUCCUAAUUUUUUAAGUUUAAAGAAUAUGCCUGUGAGUGUUUUUCCAUAUGGGUUGCAUUUCUGGUUCAACAUCACAUCAGUAUGCUGUUACGUCCAUAGAUGUUAUCAACUAUGGCAGUCAACUUACCUUAUUGGUUUAUUUACUUCAGAAGUUAAACCUAUUGGUAGCAAGUCAGGCAUCUGAGGGGUUUCACAGGUUGUUGGUGAUAACUGAGAUAUUCAACAUGAUUUUUCUAUUCCAAUGAUUUAGUAUUAGUAAACAUUCCUCCUCUGAUGGUGAUGAUUCCACCCUUAAUUGCUGUUUAAUGUCAUUUAAUAUGUAUCUUCAUAAUUAAUGUUUAUAAUUAAAAUAUGUAUAUUUUUAUCAUA
Anolis sagrei ordinatus is the source of this 3265-nucleotide messenger RNA. Its product is annotated as phospholipid scramblase 1-like. The record is from RefSeq and is a predicted model, not a curated record. NCBI's taxonomy places the organism in Eukaryota, Metazoa, Chordata, Lepidosauria, Squamata, Anolidae. Gene Ontology annotation, cellular component: plasma membrane. Gene Ontology annotation, biological process: plasma membrane phospholipid scrambling. Gene Ontology annotation, molecular function: phospholipid scramblase activity.